Messenger RNA from Eruca vesicaria subsp. sativa (arugula), 270 nucleotides. The record is from the annotation of a GenBank genome assembly. NCBI's taxonomy places the organism in Eukaryota, Viridiplantae, Streptophyta, Magnoliopsida, Brassicales, Brassicaceae.
AUGAAGAUAAAGAGGCCAAGGACACAACAAACAAAAAUUGUGAUAUCCUCCGUCCUGAAGACAGCAAGCAAUGACCACCUAAUCCGCGAUACGGUCGACGAUAUGGAGUACAUGCUUGAAUACCAUGAAACUGAUUUUGAUUUGGUGAUGGAGAUUAUCAAGCAGACUUCUGACUUUGUCGCACACACUAUUCCAACGCUCGAUGAUUCCACAGGUACAGAUCUUGAUAUAAAUGUUAAGAUAUAUAAUCACAACCUAAACGCUUUGUGA